Molecule: messenger RNA, 645 nt
Organism: Leptosia nina
Lineage: Eukaryota; Metazoa; Arthropoda; Insecta; Lepidoptera; Pieridae
Source: the annotation of a GenBank genome assembly
AUGGAUCCGGGAAUCCUUUGUUUUCACCAUUGCGACCACAAAGUGUUUUGUACUAUUAUACCUGAGAAGUGUCCUGUUUGUAAUCAAAAACUCGAUAGAUACGACUACAAUCUCUUGCCGUUCAGAGUUCCAUAUCCAUUCGUUAAGGCUUUGCAGCACCCUCGUGCAAUAGUCAUGAAACCAACACACGGGGACUUCCUCAAUGACUAUUAUAAUUCUAAGGAUUUACAUAUCGGAGUUACGAACUCUCAAGGCUGUGUUAUUGAAUUCAGUGUUGAGGGUAUCCAGGGUGUUGAUCCCAUUACCAAAAAGUGGAGUCAAUGUGAUACAAGUUCAGAUUGGGACCAAUGCCUCAUGUUAGAACAAUUUGACGAAUUAUGGAAUGAAAUUUGGGAUGGAAUACUUAUAAAGGUGAGUUCCAGUCCUCUAUGGGAGGCAGAGAGGUAUGAUGAGGAACACCAUAAUUGUUUUACAUUUGUGUUGGCAUUUCUGAGAGCAUUGGACUGUGGGGAGCUUUCGGAAAAGGCCCAAGAUCCAAAGCUAUUUUGCAAACAAUAUGUUGUGCCACGCACAUCUGCUGCUGGGAAGUACAUAUCCCUCUACAGACAACUGAAGAGGCAAAGUUUCUUCAUACAGAACCAAUGA